This is a messenger RNA of Lytechinus variegatus (green sea urchin), 2392 nucleotides long. RefSeq lists its product as uncharacterized. Gene Ontology annotation, molecular function: cell adhesion molecule binding. Gene Ontology annotation, cellular component: cell-cell junction. The record is from RefSeq and is a predicted model, not a curated record. Lineage: Eukaryota; Metazoa; Echinodermata; Echinoidea; Temnopleuroida; Toxopneustidae. The transcript is spliced from 8 exons. Gene Ontology annotation, biological process: cell-cell adhesion. Bases 152 to 2392 code for a protein of 746 amino acids.
CUCAUUAUCUCUUAACUCUGAUAUUAUUCCCAUCACUAAUUCUUCAAAGACUUCAAGUCUUUUCGAUGAGGAGUUGUUCGACACUGAGACUACCAUCAAAAUACGCCCGACGAAAACAGACCAUGGAAAAUACAUUCAUUGUUAUGCAUUCAUGGACAGCGAGGUUGUUGGCCAAGACCUUUCUAAAUUAAGCGUUUACGGCCCACCAGAUGACGCUUCUAUCACCAUUCCAGCGGAUCUGCAAGAUGGUAUGGAAACAAAUGUAACAUGCAGAACAUCUAAUGGAUACCCAGCUCAUCUCAUUCAUUGGUACGUUGGGUCAAGAAACCUUACAGAUAAUUCAUCGCUGGAGUCUUCAUUAAAUAUAGCUGGUCGAUACGAUGCUGUAAGCACUCUGACUUUCGUACCGAAGAGGGUAUACCAUGGACAACGUCUUCUAUGCCAGGCAGUUCAACCUGAAACACCCUUCGGUUGGUCAUUGAAUGACAGCAUGGUUCUGAACAUAUCAUACGGCCCAAUUGCAUCAAUUGCAUUUCGACGACUUAACGUGAACGGUGUUCAUGUUGGUUUCAUAAUGACAUGUACGUCAGAUGCCAACCCUCCUGCUUUCAAAGUCAAGUGGUUCUGUGACUGUACAGAGCUCCAAGGUUGCCACAAUACUUCGUUCAACGACACUCUGAUAGAAGGUGAUACUGUGAAUUCAGCCGAGCUAACGAUCGGAAAGCCCCGUUCAGGAGAUCAUUGUGAGUUCACAUGCGUCGCUAUUUCUACAUUUGGCGAGGGAACUGCAGUCUUAAACUCGUCAUUUUACGGGAACUAUGCAUUUGAAGUGUCUAUCCGGACAGACUCUCUUCCAGUCAUGGGCGAAGAUUUCACCAUGGUCUGUUCCUUCACACCUGAAACCAAAUAUCGGCGAGUGAUUUGGACCAGGGAUGAAUACAUCCAAGUGGCAUCUCAUUCAUGUUGGAUGAAUCAGCUCUGCACAGGGUAUUCCAUUCCAACCCCAUCAAAAUUCAGAUUUUUGGCCGAUAAUUCCAGCGGAAAUUUAACAAUAAUAAAGCUUGACAAGAAUGAUAGCGGCAAUUACCAUUCUCCACCAAACGGAAUCUGUAUUACUACUGGAAGAGGAAACCGCUUCUACUGUAACAACUUCUCUAUCAUAUCUGUAACGGUAAUGGCUGAAGCACCAUAUAGCAUCACAUGUGAAGCAUCACAGGCAAGGCCUCCUGCACUACUACAAUGGCAUAUACCAGAUACCAUGCCCGUUAUUCAUCAGGAUCAGGCAGAUGUCAUUCAAUACGGGUCCUACAACUCCCACAAAGCUUUGACAAUCAUACCCUCCACGAAUGACCAAGGAAAGAUUCUUAGCUGCAUCGCAUCACACCCUGAACUACAUAAUGACCUUCGGUGUUCAAUCAAUCUGAAUGUUCAAGUUUGGCCUAAGAAUGUGUUACUCUUUCCAACUGGAAUUGACCAGUCUCAGUCAUACGAGAUGUACGUCCAAGAAGAUUCACCGACAUCAAUCACGUGUAAAAGUAUUGGAUCCUUCCCAGCAGUUGAGCUAGCAUUGGACCUUCUUCGUGACUCUGGCAUUAUUCCCAUCAAAAAAUCUUCAAUAAAUCCAAAUCUCUUCGAUGAGAAGUUGUUCGACACUGAGACUACCAUCAAAAUACGCCCGACGAAAACUGACCACGGAAAAUACAUUCAAUGUUAUGCAUUCAUGGACAGCAAGAUUGUUGGCCAAGAAUAUUCUAUAUUAAGGGUUUACGGCCUUCCAGAUGACGCCACUAUCACCAUUCCAGCAGAUCUGCAAGAUGGUAUGGAAACAAAUGUAACAUGCAGAACCUCUAAUGGAUACCCAACUCCUCUCAUUCAUUGGUAUAUUGGGUCAAUAAACUUGACAGAUAAUUCUUCGAUGGAGUCUUCACUGAACAGAGCUGAUCGAUAUGAUGCUGUAAGCACUCUGACUUUCAUACCGAAGAGGGUGCACCAUGGACAACGUCUUCUCUGCCAGGCAGUUCAACCUAAAACACCCUUGGGUCGCUCAGUGAGUGAUAGCAUGGUUCUGAACAUAUCAUACGGCCCUAUUGCAUCCAUUACUUCUCGACGACUUAACGUGAACGGUGUACAUGUUGGUUUCAUAUUGAAAUGUACGUUAGAUGCCAACCCUCCUGCUUUCAAAGUCCAGUGGUUCUGUGACUGUACAAAGCUCCAAGGCUGCCACAAUACAUCGUUCAACGACACUCUGAUAGAAGGUGAUACUGUGACUUCAGCAGAACUAACACUUAGGAAGCCCCGUUCAGGAGAUCAUUGUGAGUUCAGAUGCGUCGCUGUUUCUACAUUUGGCGAGGAAAUUGCAGUCUUAAACUCAUCAUUUUACGGUAAGAAAUAG